This is a messenger RNA of Paramecium tetraurelia, 984 nucleotides long. RefSeq lists its product as uncharacterized. Lineage: Eukaryota; Ciliophora; Oligohymenophorea; Peniculida; Parameciidae. The record is from RefSeq and is a predicted model, not a curated record. The transcript has 2 exons.
AUGUCAAGUUUCUAAACCAGAGUGUAGAAAUUGUAAUGUGAGGAAGCCAAUCAUGAUAAUAAGCCUAUCAUUUUGAUUUGCUUUAACAAAGAUUGUAAUAAAAGAAAGGUUUGUUUAACUUGUAUAGAGGAAUUUCAUAAAACUCAUAAAGGGGAAUUGGCAUCAAUUGAGGAUGUAGAAGGAUUCAUUCGCAAUAAUUGUAUCAAAUAAAGAGGGGCACCUUAAUGCAAUGAAAUAAUAGGUAAGUUCAAUGAAUUGUAAAAUGAUAUCAUAAACUAAUUAAAAGUUUUGGAAUUCAUUUUAAAGGAAAAAGUACGAUAAAUCUUUGACAAUCUGAACAAUACAGAUAAUAAAUUACAACAAAUAGGGGAUGACAGAGAAGAUGAACUGAAUGAUCUACAAAACAAAUGCAAAUAAAAAAUUGAAGAAUUUAGAAGUGAAUGGAAUAAUAAACUGAAUUCAUUUAAAUCCAUCCUUGUCCCACUAUAAAUUAAUUUAAACAGAUUCGAAAAAUUAAGUGAAAAUGAACUCGAAUUGAGCCCUUCAAAAGUAAAUAUUAGUGUACUAUACCCUAAACAAAACAUAAAAAUAACUAAAUUAAAUAUAUCUUUAUUAGAGAAAUCUUUCCACGAUAAAUAAAUUGAAUUAGAAUUCUCAAUAUUCAAAAACAUGAAUUUGCAAGAUAAAUUACAUAAUUGGAAAACAAGUGUUGAUCAUAAUAAUAUGAAAAUCAUAAAUGGUUCAUAUCAGAUUGAAAUUCAAGAUAAUAUAUUAUUAAAGGAAGGGGAAUGCUAUAGUUUAGAAAUAAAAAGUGACUAAGAUGUUAAAUUUAAUAUAUCAAACGAAUAAAGUUUGGAAAAUCCGCUAAUUGGAUUCUAAUAAAGAGAUUACGAGAAAACCUCUUUCAAAGCUGACCAGAAUACAACAAUUAUAAGUUAAAGCUCAAGCGGAUUGCUAGUAGCCAUUGGAGCAAUGUUUGAAUGA